UCCAACAUGGAACGAUUUUGGGCUAUUCACUCCCACCGUAACAAGAUAACAAUGAUAUUACAGAAAAGCCCCUUAAACUAAUGCCUUUGACUAUGCCCCUCAAACUUUAUUUUAAUGCAGUUCACUCCCUAAACUUUGGCGAGGAAAAAUACCACUCCUUGUCCAAUUUCCUGGCAAAGCUAAAGGCCAAAACUUAUUUCAGAGGGCAACAAAGAAUCUGGAAUUUAUUUCCUUACUGCAGCAUUCAAUUUCUGCUUCCUCCUCCUCCUCCUCUUCUUCUUCUUCAUCACCACCCUUGCACUUGGACGAAAUUCUGAAGGCUGUCGGUGUUAACAGUCGGCACUUUCUGGCACUCAAAAAGCGAAGGAAAUAGAAAGGACGUCCCAAGGGACAGCACUGGUACUUCAAAUGGUUGAAGAAAGGAAAAAGGAGAUUCUGCAGCACCUACAGAACGAUACUGUUCUCAAAGUUUUCCUUGUUGGGGAGUCCGGGGUCGGGAAGACUUGGAUCGCAAGAGAAACGAGCAAUUCUGCGCUAAGCAGCGGUUUAUCAGGAUUUACCAUUUGGUUGUUCCGAAAGAAGAAAAUGUAUGACACUAGCUCCAUCUGCAAGGACAUUGCACGGCAGUUCUCGCUACUUUCCAUGAAGGAGAAGCCCGGAAGCGAUUUUGAGGAAGCAGAUGGUUCAGGACCUGGAUUGGUCUCAUUCUGUGGCUCGGGCUCGAGACCAGGAUCAGCCUCAGUUUCAGCCCAGCAGUGUAUGGUGGACCAGGUCCGGAAAAAACUCAAGGAGAAGAUCCUGGCACUGGCUGAUGAGCACAAGAAAUUCAUUCUACUGAUCCUCGAUGAUGUCCCAAACGAGGUGAACGUGGACAAUAUUAUUUCGAAAGUUCGGGCCCUGUUCGAGGAGUCUGUUGAGGUUACGGUUAAGGUUCUCAUUACUCAAAGAGACCAAGAAUCAGCUCUAGCCCUCGAGGAGUCUGCAAAGGUUGUCGAAAUCAAGCCCCUGCCCGAGGGGGACUCUUUGACUCUUUUCCGCAGUAUGCUCAUCAAGGGAGUCUCCGACUGUCGAGACUUCGAGAAGCUGGCGGGAGAGAUUGUGAAGAAGAGCAGGUGCUUGCCCGGUGUUUUAAUUGCCACGGCGCAGGCCUUAAAUUGGAUUGCACGGGGAAAUUCUGACACCGAGAUCUUGGAGAUGGAGCUGCAAGAAGCAGCCAAUGAUGAGGACCCGACCAAGGGUGUCAAUCCGCUGCUCCAGUUCUGUCUCGAGAGGCUGCCGACCAGCCAAGUGGCGAGCUGCUAUUGGCAUGGGCGGGAACUGUUUCGUGACUGCAGCGCGUUCCACUUCAGCGAGGUGAUCACUCACUGGAUAUUGGAGGGAUACCUCGGUCAAGUUGAGAGCAUUGACAGGGCCUAUGCAGAGGGACACCGCGUCCUGAUCGAGCUCAUUGAUCGAUGCCUGAUGAAGACUCUUGAUGAUAAUCUCAUCACCAUGGAAGGGUUGGCUUUGGCUCUGGCUGAUAACAGGGAUCGUGGGCUCUGCGGGGAGAGCAACCUUGGAAUGGUUCGUAUUAUUGGAGAUGGAGAAUCAGAAGGACUCGGGAGAAUAGCGAGGACCAAAGGAAUGGCGAAGACACUUUCUGAGCAGAAGAGCGUGGAACCAGUCACCCUUGUGCUCGACCGUACUCAAUAUACUGAACUCGCCAUGGGACUAAAUCAGGAAGUCCAGGGCAUUUCUCUGUUUAACCCGAGCUUUCAAUCUGUGCCGGGGUCACUUAGCCAUGCGCAGAAUCUUCUCGUGCUCAGAGAGUCCAACUGUCUUAACAGCAUUACUGAGAUAAGAAACUUCAAAUCAUUGACUGUUCUUGAGAUAUCGGGUGCUAGCUCCUUGGAAGAACUUCCACGUGAUCUUUUCAAGCAGAUGGUUGAUAUCCGGAGUCUGAACUUGUCAGGGACGGGAAUUAAGACUCUUCCUUCGUCUCUUUCGAAUUUGAGCAAACUUCGAUGGCUUGUCCUCAGCAACUGUUCUUGCUUGGAAACGCUCCCUAGCCUAAAGAAAUUCAAGGAACUCGAAGUGCUCAAUCUUAAUGGAGCAAAUUCGUUGAAGAGAAUCCACGACCUGAACUUUGCUCCGCUUGAGAAGCUUCAGUUCCUUGAUCUUUCUUAUACACAAAUUGAACGCUUACCCUUCAUUCACGACUCGAAGAGCCUGAUACGGUUAUUCCUGCAUGGCUGUUCCAAGUUAUUCAGAGUCCCAGCUCUGCCACAGAGCCUUCAGAUCCUCGAUCUCUCUAAAGCCUCAAAUUUGAUGGAAAUCUUCCAACUGCCUUUGAAGCAGAGUGAUCUCCGAGUACUUAACCUGAGUGGCUGUUCUGCUAUCGAGAAACUUCCCAGCACCAAAACGUUUAAGAAACUCGAAUAUCUCCACCUUUCAGGGGCUGUGGCUCUGGCUGAGAUUGAGGAUGAAUCUUUUGAGCACUUGAGUGGCCUCAAGGUUCUUGAUCUCUCUGAAACCAAAGUCGAGAAGUUACCUUCGCUUAGUGGCCUCGGCAAUCUCCGGAAACUCCUGUUGAGGAGCUGUGGGUCAUUGAGAACUCUCCCCGGAAUGAAAGGGCUCUCAAGGCUUGAGGAGCUCGAAAUUUCGGGCAGCUCUUCUCUGACAAAACUCGACCUCGAACAUUUGAAUCACAAGAACCUUAGAAAGCUCACUCUUGCUUGUUGUGCUCACUUGAUUGAGAUCCCGUCCCUAAAGGAUCUCCAGAAACUUGAAAUUCUUGAUCUCUGGGAUUGUGCUUCCCUGAGUGUGAUCCAAGAUUCCUCAUUUGAGCACAUGUCACGACUCCAACGGCUUGAUCUCUCUGGAACAAACAUUGAAGAGUUACCUUCCCUUUUGAAUCUCAGGAAUCUACGCCACCUUCUGCUACGGAACUGUGCUAAUCUGAAGUCUCUUCCCGGUCUGGAAUCUCUUACGAUGCUUCGGGAUAUCGAUCUCUGUGGGGCCUGCUCAUUACCAGAUGAUGUUGUUUGGUUGGAGUCCUUGAAGAAUAUGACUCACCUUGAGAAACUCGAUUUAUCAGGUGCUCGAGUAAAUGAGUUGCCUUCCUUUGCAAGUCUUACGCAGCUCUCACUAAGUGGCUGCUCGGAUUUCAGCAAGUUGCCAAACUUGGAAGAACUGAUACAGCUCAAGGUUCUCAAUCUUGCCGGUACAGCUGUCAAAAAUCUGCCAUUCCUUGAAAGCCUGGUUAAGCUCCAAGAACUCAUUCUUAGGGACUGCUCGGGCUUGGAACAGCUUCAGAGUCUGAGCUUACUAAUCCGUCUUGAGAUUCUCGAUAUGUGGGGGACCGGUAUCAAAGAAUUUCCGUAUUGGACUCAGGAACUGAAUCAUCUGAAGCGGCUCCAUCUUCCAGACCUCAGAAGGAUGGGAAUUGAUUGGGGCAGAAUCAGGCGGCUUCCAGAAGAGCUCAACUGGGAGGAAUGUGGGAUCCUGAAGGUUCCUGGAAUCAUUACAGAAGAAAGUUCUGAUCCUUCCUUCGUCUCCAUAUAUGGAACCGAGUUUUUCAGUUAUCUAGAGAGGAAUCCAGAGCUGUGGGAUACUACUUUCAAGAGGUUUCACUUCUUGGUUUUCCCUUCAGGCGAAAAACACCGGGACAUGCAUCGUUACAGAGAUCUGCUGGGUUUCCUGGAUAUCCAUCUUAAGCUGAGGAACCUCCCUCCCCGAAGAGAGAUCGACCGCUUGAUAGAGGUCCACGGAACCAAGAACUUGUCCAGAGAUCUUCAACACGUUCUUAGGAGAGCAGAACAUCUUUGCUUCAGCAACAUUUCGUGUUUGAGCUGCUUGUCCGGUUUGGAUGUGAGUGCAAUGAAAGGCUGUUGGAUCGAAAAGUGCGAUGAACUAGAAUAUGUUUUCGAUCGGGAAGAGAACGGUCUUCGUCUGGGGAGGAAACUUGAAAUUCUAUGGGUAUCAAACCUUCAGAAAUUGAGCAGCCUUUACAGCGAUAACAUGCCAUUAGAUAGCUAUCAGAAUCUGAGGAAGCUGUAUUUGGACUGCUGCCCGAGACUGGAGAGGGUGUUCUCUCCGUCUCAGAACCCAAAGAGCCUUGAGGUUCUUCGCGUAAGUUUCUGUGACAGAUUGGUUAAUGUAUUCGAGAACGAGCCAGAGGAAGAAGAUCGGCAACUGGAGAACUCAUCGCUCAAGUUGUACCUGUUUGAACUGCCAAUGCUCAAACGAACAGGGGUUAUGAUAGAGUGUCUGGCGUGGCUCGAGCACAGUGAAUGCCCGAGACUUGAGGGAGUUCAGAAUCAACAGUCUCGAUUGAUAUGAACACCAGAAAAAGCACCGGAAGGAGUAACUCAGUUCCUUUUGAAAUAAAUGGCCUUCUUGAGCUGAGAUGAGUCUUGAUACAUAUACAAUCAGAGCGGGAAGAUUCGAGAACCAAAUAGCAACCACACGGCGAGAGUUAUUGGCAUCAAUAGACAUCGACUAUCGAUGUCCAUGAAGGCUAGUAGAAACUCAGCAGACAUCUAUUUUUCGCAUUAUUUUCUAUGAUCUACUCAUAUGUACAAGCUGCUCGAACCGCUUAUGAAGAUUCCAUGCAAAAUCCCGAGCAUUUCUUCAAUGUCUCAAUUCAAAAGGCAAUACGUUACCGUUGUUAAGGUUAUGUAUAAAUAUAGAAAAUUAUAAAGGCUCAA
Messenger RNA from Punica granatum (pomegranate), 4688 nucleotides. The record is from RefSeq and is a predicted model, not a curated record. Lineage: Eukaryota; Viridiplantae; Streptophyta; Magnoliopsida; Myrtales; Lythraceae.